Peniophora sp. CBMAI 1063 is the source of this 1494-nucleotide messenger RNA. The record is from the annotation of a GenBank genome assembly. NCBI's taxonomy places the organism in Eukaryota, Fungi, Basidiomycota, Agaricomycetes, Russulales, Peniophoraceae.
AUGCCCGACGCGUCCGUCGCAGAUUCGCACACUCAACGCACAGACCCUCAGAAUCGCACAGGUAUUGAAAGCUUGUACAAGCUCAGCAACAUCAUCGCCGAUAACGUCAAGAAAAUCGAUCUUGCUUUGACCGAGAGGGGACUCGACUUUCCCGCCCUGGACUCCCCCUUCAAUCCUGGACUAGAGAAUGAGAGUUACAGGUUACCCGGCGUUCUGGAUUCUGCGGCGGUUAUAGCGGCAGCUACCGCACAGCUCCGAGCUGCCGUAUACCCUGCUCCGAUGACCUUGGUCAACACGGCUAUGCUGUUCAACGUAUCUGCCGCCCUUUCCGUUGCUGCCGAGACGCAUGUUGCUGAGAUUCUGAGCUCGGCGGGCCCUCAGGGCCUUCACGUCCAAACUAUAGCGAAACCCAGCGGAAUCGACUCGAAGAAGCUCUCUCGUGUUCUUCGCCUGCUUGCAACUUAUAACUUCUUCCGCGAGGUGGCCCCUGACGUCUUCGCUCACAACCGCCUAUCAUCACUACUCAAUACAGGGAACACCGUACAGGCUAUCCUCGAAAAGCCCGAGAAGAAACAUGACGGCUCUCUAGGCGUGGCUGCGGCCAUCGGGCACCUCACCGACGAGGCCAUGAAAGCAGUAUCACACCUUACUGAAGCAGUCCUCGAUCCUGUGUCCGGGCAUGCGAACGAUAUCACCAACCUUGCUUUCAAUCGUGCUUUUCCGAGCGCUAAGGGCCUCACCAUCUGGAACUUCUUUGAUGCGGACGGGCAGGAGUAUCGUAGGAACCGAUUCGGCAUGGCCAUGGAGGGUUCCAAGAAUAUGUCCCCCGCUGAAGCUAUCGUGGAGGGUGUAGAUUGGACGGGUCCUGGGGCUGAUGCGCUUGUCGUGGAUGUUGGCGGCGGUGUCGGCGCGCAAUCUUUGACAUUGUCGAAGAAGUACGAGCAGCUCAGGCUCAUCGUACAAGAUCGCGAGCAGCUGAUCAAGGCUGAUGCCCUGAAGUUCUGGGAAAGUUCCAAUCCUGAAGCUCUGAAGGCCAAGCGCGUCAUCCUGCAACCACACGACUUUUUCAGUCCGCAACCGGUCAAGGACGCCGACUUCUUCCUCAUCCGCAUGAUCCUGCACGAUUAUCCCGACCAGGACUGUCUCAAAAUUCUUCGCAGUCUCCGAGCGGCUGCGAAGCCGUCGACACAGCUCAUUGUGGUUGAUAAUAUCAUGGCAUACGCUUGCGAGGAGCCCGCCGCAAACGAGAUCCCGGGAGCUGUAGUCACCCCACUCCCGGCGCCGCUGCUUCCCAACCUCGGCGAAGCAAAUAGUGCUGCGUACCUCAUGGAUGUCCAGAUGAUGGCCCUCACGGGCGGCAUUGAGCGCACACUUACUCAAGUCCGCGAACUGUUGGCGGAUGCCGGUUGGAAGGUCAUUCGCGUGCACCACGGUGCACCUUUCGUACUCAGCCACCAGAAGGUCAUCGCAGUCCCUGCUGAGCAGUCUUCCUAA